Messenger RNA from Xyrauchen texanus (razorback sucker), 2266 nucleotides. RefSeq lists its product as uncharacterized. Gene Ontology annotation, cellular component: nucleus. Lineage: Eukaryota; Metazoa; Chordata; Actinopteri; Cypriniformes; Catostomidae. Bases 153 to 2087 code for a protein of 644 amino acids. The transcript has 9 exons. The record is from RefSeq and is a predicted model, not a curated record.
GGAGGAAUGGCGACGGCUACUGAAGAUUAUAUGUGAAAUCCUGCAAGGGAUCUGACCACUGAGCGCUCGCGAUCCGCCGUUGUUGAGGUUUUCGCGUUCAUCAUCCACUUCACUCCAUAAUUCAUUAUCACACGUGUACAUGUGAAACCAAAAUGGAAGGCCCUCUGGUGAACUCGGGAAUACCUCUGGCAAAACAGACCAUGGUUUCUCCUGUCACUCAAAUAUCCAGCAACUUGGCUGGUAAACCUCAUGACAAACGGAAGACUCCUGUGUUUCUGUCAAACUUGGGCAAGGCUACCUUAAGAGGCAUCCGCAAGUGCCCUAAAUGUGGCAUUUUCAAUGGCACCCGUGGCCUCAGCUGCAAAAACAAAGCCUGUGGAACUAUCUUCAGGGAUGGAGUCCAUGUGAUGAAGCAUUCAAAGAAGGGAUCAUCUGAAGUGGUACGAGUCGUGACGGACAGCGGAGGCGGCAAGUCUGGGGGGCCCCAGGUGUUCUCGGUGCGUCAACGAUGUCGUGGCUCUGAACAACGAGGUUUUGUUGAGUUGGUCCUCACGGAGACAGCCAUUUCUACAGCAGAUGGAACCCUACUAACCCGGGUCAAUCUCGGUCGCUGUUACAUGCCCUCAUGCCAGCAGAACGAAAGCGAGUCCAUAGUUGAUGGUGGCCAUCUACAAGGGUUGCAAUCAUCUAAAAGUCCCUGCACCCAUGUGAAGCAAGCCAUGGAGUGUCAGGCCCAAGCGACACCGCUGCCACUCAAGAGCUCUAUGCUGGAGUCCCUGGUGGCCACUUCCCAGGCUAAGGAGGAGUUGUGGAGGCUGGCUACAGAGACACCUGGGCCCCUAGUGCAGCGGGUCUCUAAAGGGACCCUUAUAGUGAAGUGCCAGCCAAGUGCCGCCCACCCUUUGGGACUGCUGCAUAUGAUGGUGUGCUUGUCUGGAGCGAAAAUGAAAAGUGAGGGUUCGGCUUCCUUUCACUGUGCAUGUCACGAUCCCAGUGCCAAGGGGGCAUUAGGGCCGAGCAGUUUGGGUCAGCAUAGCGUCACGGAAGGAGAACAUUCCCAUCAGCACAGUUUACCUGAACAUUGCCUCCACUUCUAUGCCUGUGUUUGUGCCUUCACCAGUGAUGACAAGCUGGCCUCUGAGUUUUCAGCUUUUCUCAACAACAGCUUGAAUGGAUUGCAGGAGAGGGUAGACACCACAGCACUCAAUAUAUCUGAUUCUCAUCAGCCCAUUGAGCCCAAUAUCUCUCAUCGCUCCAGGAGACUCAAACUUGUGGAGUCCUGUACUGCUCCGUCUGUGUCUUCUCCAUCUCUUCUGGCUGUCAAAGACACUUCUGCUCCCACCCUCAGCCAGCGCAAGCCCACUCACAGAAAACACUCCGGUUUCACUGGGCUUAAGAACCCAGGAAGCAAUCAGCCAGUGAAUGAGGCACAUGUGUCAUUGGGGUUCCAGCAGUGGUUGGCCAGCAUCACCGAGAGGAUCCAUCAGACAAUGCACUUCCAGUUUGACGGGAAGCCGGAGCCGCUUGUGUUCCACAUCCCACAGGCUUUCUUUAAUGCCCUACAGCAGCGUUUGUCAUUGGGCUCAAAGAAGAGAAGACUGCCCAACUAUACCACCAUAUUUGUGCGUAGUGAUGCAUUGCCUUUGGGCUCCUUCUCUAAAUACACCUGGCACAUCACCAACUUAUUACACGUGAAACGUAUCUUUGAUACACCAGAGUUACCUCUGGAACUCACUCAGAGUUUUGUCAAGAAUAGCGAUGGCUCUUAUUCACCAUACAGCUGUCGGGAGAAUCCUCCUGAUCCUAGAUCCGAUGCCUGCAACCAUUCAUGCUCCAAUAAGCCUCUGGCCAUCAGACCACUGGAGCUCCGCACCUUCCUCAGAGUGGGGACAUGUUCUGCAGAGCAGACGGAGCCGGUGCCCUUUGUGAUUGAAUGGAUCCCAGACAUCCUCCCACACUCACAGGUGGGAGAAUUGAGGAUCCGGUUUGAGUAUGGCCAUCAGCUGGGCAGUAAACCUGAACACUGCAAGAGCUCUGGCACAGAGAAAACUGAACAAACAGUUACAGAGGCCAACCAAAACCAGUGAAGACCAGCUGUAGAAGUGAUGCAAGUCCCUGGAUCAUCAGAUACUUAUACAAUUAAUUUACAGUUACAAUAAUGAAUCUUAUUUGGAAAGAUCUAAGUCAAUUCCAUCUUCCAUAAUGCAAUUAUCGGAUGAUUUUUAAAAGGAAUAUUAAAGGGAUAGUACACCCAAAAAUGAAAGAA